CUCCGGGGGUGAUUUCAUAGAAAAGGGUGUGGUUUCGUAUGACCAUGCCCAUUUUUCACAAGUACAGAUAUCCAGUAAUAUCCAAUGCUUUUCAAUAUAUUGGAUAUUACUGGAUAUCUUUGCUUAGUAAGCAAAUCAAUGCUUUUUACGAAAGUUUUUUUCCUUAAGCAAUGCAGCUUCAAGAGACCAUGGAAAACACGAUAGCAAUUUAGCUUCAAAGGAAUAGACACAUGUGUGCCAGGGAUAAUAAGAUAAUUUGUCCACACUAUGUCAAGAUCUUUGCAAAUAAUCUAGACCUUUUAAGGACAAGAAGGAUUUUUGAAAGCGACAUCGAUGCAGAAUUGUUUAGGGGGAAGUGGUAGGGUAUGGCGAUGCCCCUCCAUCUUUAUGUCAGCUGCUUAGCAAAAUCUGUAAAUGUCCAAGCGGCAUUAGAAGUAGGGGACAAUCUCACCAGUUUAUUGAACUUUUUAACCUCCUAGUCAAAGUGAUCGCUUUGAUUGCCAUGGGCUGAGCUCAGGUUGUUUUCUCCAACAAGUCGAGCAAUGUUAGUUGUCAAAUUGUAAAAAAGUUAUCAAGGCGAGUGCGAAAAAUUGCAUGCUAGGGUCGUCAGAAAAAAAUACACAUUUGGUGGGAGUGAAUGCCAAUUCCGUUUAUUCCCAUUCAGUACUCUGUUAAACGUUCCCAAAACGCCUAAUGAUCCUCGUUCCCAAAACGAGACGUGGCGGGAAACUUUAUAAAAAAAUUAAAAUGGAAGAAAGAGAAGAUUGUGCCAAAGAAAUUAAGAGUUUCAUGUUCAGUGAUGGCCUUACGUUAGAGGAUAUACGAAAGCAGCAAGUAAAAUUUGCUGAAGAAAGAGACUGGGACCAGUUUCAUUCACCACGGAAUCUGCUGCUUGCAAUGAUUGGUGAAGUUGGUGAAUUGGCAGAGGUGUUCCAAUGGAAAGGUGAAGUCAAGGAAGGACUACCUGGUUGGACUGAGAAAGAUCUGCUGAAUGUGAGGCAUGAGCUCAGUGAUGUCCUCAUUUUGCUUGUGCGGUUGGCAGAUAAAUGCAAAGUUGACUUGGCGAAAGCUGUUGUUGAAAAGGUAAAACUUAAUGAACAAAAGUAUCCAGCUGAUAAGGUUAGAGGAUCCUCCAAGAAAUAUACUGAAUAUGAACAAGACAAAUAGCCAAU
Messenger RNA from Rhopilema esculentum, 1172 nucleotides. RefSeq names its product dCTP pyrophosphatase 1. The record is from RefSeq and is a predicted model, not a curated record. Gene Ontology annotation, cellular component: cytosol. Gene Ontology annotation, biological process: dCTP catabolic process; DNA protection. Gene Ontology annotation, molecular function: dCTP diphosphatase activity. Lineage: Eukaryota; Metazoa; Cnidaria; Scyphozoa; Rhizostomeae; Rhizostomatidae.